AUGCUGCUUCCGCCAGAGGUCAAACUCUCUGUCCCCGUUCCUCGAGGAACAAAGGCGAGGUCCGUCGUCUGUGAGAUCAAGAAGGACCAUCUCAAUGUCGGGUUCAAGGGCCAGCCUCCGAUCAUCGAUGGUGAGCUGCACAAGCCAGUUAAGGUCGAAGACUGCUUCUGGAGCAUCGAGGACGGGAGGUUGUUGUCCAUACUGCUGACCAAGCGUAAUCGUAGUGAGUGGUGGAAGUCUGUGAUCAAUGAUGUUCAGGAGAUCGACACCCAGCUUGCCGAAUCUGAGAGCAGCAAGCUCUCCGAUCUGGACCCCGAGACCAGGCAGACCGUGGAGAAGAUGAUGUUCGACCAGCGGCAAAAGCAGAUGGGUUUGCCCACGAGCCAGGAGAUGCAGAACCAGGACAUGCUCAAGAAACUCAAGUCCCAGUACCCGAACAUGGACUUCUCGGGGAUGAAGCUGCCUUCCUAA
Triticum dicoccoides is the source of this 471-nucleotide messenger RNA. RefSeq names its product protein BOBBER 1-like. The record is from RefSeq and is a predicted model, not a curated record. Bases 1 to 471 code for a protein of 156 amino acids. Gene Ontology annotation, cellular component: cytoplasm. The transcript has 3 exons. Lineage: Eukaryota; Viridiplantae; Streptophyta; Magnoliopsida; Poales; Poaceae. Gene Ontology annotation, biological process: protein folding.